AUGUGUGAGCCUCGAUUCGGCACGGGGGAACUUGAGAGCAAAGGCAAACCCGUCUUGUGUCCGCAGCUGUGUGAAAAGUGGUUCAAUGCAUGCAAGGAGGAAUUUGUAUCUGCCUCCCCUUCAGGGAGCAGCAGCGCCCUGACAUUCUGCGAUGACAGCUCCCUCAUCUGCUCUCGGCUCUCCGCUACGCUGGGAGACAGUCUCUCUUUCUGCCGUCAGAUGGGCUAUGAUGUUCUGGAAGACGCUGGAGGAGAUUCUUCAGAGGUCCUUGGCCGGAGGAGACGCAGCUGCUUUAACGGCACCCCUACGGCCUCAUUUGGCGCCGCUCCGAAGCGAUCAGAGAGCGGCGAGGGCUACAGGCGCAAGCGGGAGACCCAAGACGACUGGCAUGAGUGGUUACGAGGGAUAGGUUUAGCAGUGUAUGAGGUGCUAAGUCGGCCGGAGGUUUGGCUGCUUUUGUUGGUGAUGGGUUUUCUGCUUAACCAGCUAGUGCAGCAAGCGAAAGACAUAAUUUUGACGCAAGUGCAGGCAGAGAAGCUGCAGCGCCGAAAACAGAUUCUUCAGAGGUACGGCAUCGAAGAGGAAGAAGAGGAAGUUGAGUGUGCUCCAGCUACAGAUGAAAACGAUAUUGCUGCUUCCAGCGGCGGAACAGAGGAGGAGACGAAGGCUGCUGAGCCGCUUCGAAGUGCUUCCCCCCGCUCCAAGCCUACAAGGGGCCCUUCUUAA
Molecule: messenger RNA, 726 nt
Organism: Eimeria mitis
Lineage: Eukaryota; Apicomplexa; Conoidasida; Eucoccidiorida; Eimeriidae
Exons: 4
Coding region: 1-726 (241 amino acids)
Source: RefSeq, a predicted model, not a curated record